This is a messenger RNA of Populus trichocarpa (black cottonwood), 2064 nucleotides long. RefSeq names its product protein root UVB sensitive 4. The transcript is spliced from 10 exons. The record is from RefSeq and is a predicted model, not a curated record. NCBI's taxonomy places the organism in Eukaryota, Viridiplantae, Streptophyta, Magnoliopsida, Malpighiales, Salicaceae. The coding region runs from base 208 to 1776 and encodes 522 amino acids.
CUCACUGUCCUAAAACCCCCCCUCCCUCCCUCCAUUGUUGCUCCCUCCCAUCCCUCCCUCCCCGUAUCAAAAACCCAACAAGUAACCAAUUUUUUUAAAAUAUGACGGGAAAAUAAUAGCAGAAUUCUCAGCUCAUCUCUGUUUCUUCUAAAGUUCCAAUCUUUUUUGUAACCAUAAAACAGAAGUUCAAUUUUUUUUUUCUUUUUAAUGCAAUCCACGUUAAACGCAGCCAUAAAUUAUCAUCAACUCAACUUUCAAUGGAAAUCUCAAAAACCCAUUUCAAGAAAAUUCAAAACCUCUCCAAAAAUCCUACCUUUAACCAAUUCCCUGAGAACUUCUAUUAAUUAUGAACCUGAAGAAGGCCUUGACAAGGUUCCGGGUCCAUCCGGGUCUGAACCCAAUUCAGUGCUGAGGUUGCCGGUUGUCAUUAGGCAGUCGGGUCGGGUUUCGAGGUAUAUAUAUGAAGGGAAUAGCUUGAAGUUAGUCAGUCUUGAUGGGGGUGCAGGGUCCUUUUCUUUGGAUUUUGAAGAUGCGUUUCGUAAAUUGGUUCGGGUUUCAGGUUUUGGUAUUAAGGAUUUUUUUAUACCUAAACAAGUACCUGAGAAUUAUAUGGGUUAUGUUAAGUGGAAGUUUUUGCAUAGAGUUUUUAGCUCUGCUUUGCAAGUUCUUGCAACUCAGGCAAUGUUUCGAGCUAUAGGCAUUGGGUAUUCUCGUUCACUCCCAUCGGCAGCAGCUCUUAACUGGGUGUUGAAGGAUGGACUUGGACGGCUAAGUAGAUGUAUUUACACUGCUAGCUUAGCAUCUGCAUUUGAUACUAAUUUGAAGAGAGUUAGGUUCACGACAUCGGUUCUGUUCAGUUUGAGCAUUGGAAUUGAGCUGCUGACUCCCACAUUUCCUCAGUAUUUCUUGCUUCUCGCGACUCUAGCCAACAUUGCCAAACAAAUAAGCCUUGCGUGCUACCUGGCAACUGGUUCUGCUGUUCAUAGAAGCUUUGCAAUAGCAGAUAAUAUUGGUGAAGUUUCUGCCAAAGCACAGAUACAAACGGUUAGCUUUGAUAACCUUGGUCUCAUGCUUGCUGCACUUCUGAAUAUGUUGUUCAAAAACAACCAAAGAUUGCUUGCAGGUUUACCUUUCUUUGUUUACCCCAUUUUCUCAGCUAUUGACCUUUUUGGAAUAUAUCAAGGACUCCAGCAUGUCCAUCUACAAACAUUAACUAAGGAUAGGCUUGAAAUCAUUCUAAAUUCAUGGAUUGAUUUCGGGCAUGUUCCUUCACCUGCAGAAGUGAGUAAAGAGGAAGGAAUUGAUUUUCUAUGGACCAAAAACAAAGAAUUGUGGCCCAUUAGAAUAAGGUGCUUAAAUACCAACAGUGAGAUACCAAAGUUGUCAAUGAUGGCAAUGCAGUCUUUAACUAGCGAGGAUUAUUAUUUUGUAUGCAUGGAGAGCUCUUGCAGAGAAUGGACAAGAAUUAAGCCACGAGGUAUCCUACUUUGCCUACGGGAGGGUUCUGGUACUGCAGAUGUUAUUAUGGGUUUGUUGCAGGCAUGCUACAUUCGGAAGGCCCUGCUUUUCAGCAGCAUGUGGGAGACGGCUGUGGAGGAUAAAGAUGUCUCGGACUUGGUUUUCAAGGAGUGGUUUAAAUUGAUCGAUGAUAGCAAGCAAUCUGCAAAAAGGGAUUUGUCCACUUUGAAUGAUCAAAUGGGAUCUCUGGGUUGGGCUCUAAAACACAUAUUACUCAGCACAGAAGAGCAGGCUAGAUACAGUUUUGUAGAUGAUUGAACGUGGAAGAUUGGGUGUACUCCUGUAAUAUUGUGGGUGGCUCUCUGAUACAUCAUCAAAGAGUUUUGGGGAUAAAAUUGUUUGAAAAGGGGGACAAGUUGUUUCUGUUGUCUCUCUGAGUUGCUUCUCAGGAGUAUCGAAUAUCUAUGUAUACAAACAUGCACGCCACACAAACAGGUGGAUGAUUGUAUACAGUAGGGUAGGGUGCCUGGGGCUUUUGGUAGCCUUCAAUAUUCUUUUGAGUAUUGAAUCUGCAAUAUAAAUUUAAUAUACCCGAUUCUGAUUCAA